Molecule: messenger RNA, 438 nt
Organism: Fusarium keratoplasticum
Lineage: Eukaryota; Fungi; Ascomycota; Sordariomycetes; Hypocreales; Nectriaceae
Exons: 1
Coding region: 1-438 (145 amino acids)
Source: RefSeq, a predicted model, not a curated record
AUGGAGGUCCUCCUUAUACGGGAUCUCGAUUCCACCGAUCCAACACCAUACAUCUCCCAUGAGUCGGUACGGAACACCUUCAAGGGCAAGCAGCGCGUUGAGCGCUCUGCCCAAGCCCGCGCCAGCCUCUUCACCAUUGGCAUUCUCCAGCUCGAGCUACUCUUCUGUAAGACACUGGAAAGCCUACCAUUACGCAACCAGUACUUUGGGAGGGUAGGUGUGGCGGACUACACAGCAGACCUCUGCACGGCUAUCCAGUGGCAGAAGCAGGUUGAGGCCGAGUUUGGGGAUAGAAUCGCGGGUGCCAUCAGGCGGUGCAUGCUGUGUGCCUUCGAGCCGCAGCCAGACCUCAGUGACUCAACGUUUAUACGGGCGGUAUGUACGAAUGUUGUCCAACCUUUGGAGAAGUUUCUGUUGGCAUGGAAUACCCGGCAAUAA